Messenger RNA from Chaetomium fimeti, 1485 nucleotides. Its product is annotated as cytochrome P450. Gene Ontology annotation, molecular function: iron ion binding; heme binding; oxidoreductase activity, acting on paired donors, with incorporation or reduction of molecular oxygen. Bases 1 to 1485 code for a protein of 494 amino acids. The record is from RefSeq and is a predicted model, not a curated record. The transcript has 7 exons. Lineage: Eukaryota; Fungi; Ascomycota; Sordariomycetes; Sordariales; Chaetomiaceae.
AUGCUUGUUUUGGCACUGCCCCUUACUCUUCUGGCUUCUCUCCUUCUCAAACUCCUCGGCACUGUGGUCUUGUCUCGCCCCGUCGUCAAGGGCCUUCCAUCUGCGCCGUUCAAGCCACCCAAUGGACAGGGAAGUGAGAAGUUCUUUGACGGCAGGCGUAGCGCUGAGAAAUGGCGAAGGAAGUAUGGUUCAAUGUACAGCAUUUGGUCAGGGUUCAAGCGCGAAAUUGUUCUCACUAAACCCGAGCAUGUGAAAGCGUUCUACAAGGACUCCCACAUGCACAUCAAAGCCACCGACAACAACGCGGGUUGGCUGUUUGGCGAACUGCUCGGCCAAUGUGUGGGCGUGGUCAGCCAGCAAGAAUGGCGGAGGGUGAGGAAGCCUUUCGAAAGCCACUUCAGUCGGUCCGCUUCCAUGGACCGAAUCGGAUCCUUGAUCACGGAAGCCGCAGGAUUUCUCAACUCGUUUCAUGUCGACAACAGCAAUCGAGACGAGCACAUGGUCAUCCACGCAGCCGAUGAUCUCAAGUACUGCCCCUUCUUCAUGGUCGCAAGCAUCUUCUUUGGCGAGCUCACGGCCGAGAUGAGAACAGAACUGGCCGCCAUCGGUCCGCUCAGGGAGGCCCUUUUCCGAGACACGUUCUUAGGUGGCAUCAGCAGAUACGCGAUUGGCAAGUACCUCCCUGGCUCAGCAAUGCCACGUCUCCGGGAGUUCCAGCAGCGCUGGGACGGGCUUGUGAGCCGGGCCUGUAGAGAGGCUCGUGCCGGGAUUCAGAAGGGGGCGGCAAUCCUUGACCUGUGGAAAGCUUUGGAGGAUGGCAGUCUGUCAAUGAAAGAGCUCCUUCAAACCCUGGACGAAUCAUUGUUUGCAAAUUUGGACGUUACAGCCAAUGCCACGGCAUGGACUGUCAUCCGGAUUGCCCAACACCCGGACGUCCAGGAAGACCUGCGGCGGGAGUUGCAUACUUAUACGCAGACAAAGGGCUCAUAUGAAGACUAUCUUUGCCGAGAGGAAACGUUGCUGGCGGCAUGCAUUGUCGAAGUAUCUCGACUGCAUCCGAUACUUCCAUUCUCGAACCCGGAAUCUUCACCUCUGGAGAAGACGGUCGGUGGCUAUGUAAUUCCCAAAUAUACGGAUGUGAUCGUCGACGCCUACGCAGUCAACGUGGACAAUCCCUACUGGGAAAGCCCUCUCAAGUUUGAUCCGUCCAGACAUCUUGGAAAGAAAGAUAAUCAGGCCCGACGGUACAACAUGUGGCGGUUUGGAUUCGGUCCCCGCCAGUGUUUGGGCAAGAAUGUAGCCGACCUCAUCUUGCGCGUUAUCGUUGUCGAGCUCCUACAGCGUUACCAGCUCGAGAUGGCCGAGAAUGAGGGAAAAGAGGGCGCCGAACUCCAGGCUGACAGCUGGAUUGGGUUGCCGGACGGGAGAGUGAAGCUGACGCCACUCGGCCAGAAUGGCGAUGCGUGCGGUUCCACCCUUAGGUAG